This is a messenger RNA of Achroia grisella, 1217 nucleotides long. Its product is annotated as apolipoprotein D-like. The record is from RefSeq and is a predicted model, not a curated record. The transcript is spliced from 6 exons. Gene Ontology annotation, molecular function: pigment binding. The coding region runs from base 64 to 870 and encodes 268 amino acids. Lineage: Eukaryota; Metazoa; Arthropoda; Insecta; Lepidoptera; Pyralidae.
CAAUGUAAGUGAACUGAUCAGUCUGUGAAUUGUGGCCGAGGAGUGAACACGCGUUGUUCAGAAAUGUUCAGUUUAUCCGUGUUUGUUUUGUUAGCAGUAUGUGGGAGUGCAUUCUCACAUACUUACCAUCUGGGGACAUGUCCCAUUGUCGAGCCAAUGCCGGGAUUUGAAAUGAAUCAGAUGUUAGGAGUAUGGUACGUCAUACAGAAAACAUCGACAGCAUCUCACUGCAUCACAUACAACUUCACCAAAACAGAUGAGCCUGGGAAAUAUGAAUUGGAGCAAACAUCACAGCAUUUUAUACUCGGUCUUACGCCUCUAAAACAUGACUACAGGUACACAGGUAUAUUGACUGUUCCGGACCCUUCAGUGCCUGGAAGAAUGAGAAUACGAUUCCCUCUUAGUGUUGCCGGUUCAGCAAGUUAUACGGUAAUGGCCACAGAUUAUACUACAUAUGCAGCCAUAUUCACAUGUCAGAAGCUUGCGUUUGCGCACCGACGAUCUGCUACCAUACUAUCCAGGAACAAGGAACUUGAUAGGAUGUUUGUUGACAAAAUGCGGUCGAAAUUGUCAGCAUAUGGCGUGGAUCCCUACGACCUGUCCAUUAUAUCACAGAGCGAUUGCCCAAAGCAUGUGAACGGAACAACAGAGGGUGUAAAUAUUAACAUAGACCCAGAUACAUUCUCAUCUCACAACAUCGGAGAGGCGGUGAGGAAGACUGGUGGAGCUAUUGCUGACGGUGUCGAAUACGUGGUAGAAGCUGGCAAAAAGGUGUACCAUAAGGUAGCCAGCAGCAAAGAGGACCUCACCGAAGCGCCAUCUGGUGAAUUAAACCGGAAUAUGGACUCAGACGCAGAGUGGCUACCUUAAAUUUUAACUAGACUGACUGAAUUUAGAUUAAAUAGCGUUUAUUGGUUACGUUUACCAUUAGAGAUUAAAUAUAUAAAUAUAUAAUACUCAAGACACAAUUUUAUACUAAGGAAACAUAGAUCUUCAAGAAUAUAAAAUGAUUUUAUUAUAAAUGCAGUGUUAAAUCAAAAAUCCAUUACUAUUUAAGAAUGCAGUUUCAAUCGAGUAAUGACAAUAAACUCGUUGUGGUAAUAAUUAUAAAAUGAUUUGUAUUUUAUUAUAAUUACAUGUUAAGUAAAACAUGAUUUACAAGAUUUUAUGCCAUGUAAUUAAAGACAGUGAUGUAAUAUAAAUAAUUUCAUAAAUUA